ACAAUUACUUGUAAUCAUAUAAUAAUUUGACAUUUGACGUUUAAUUAUCAUUUCUUAUAAAGUUUGUUUAAUUUUCAGUUUUCUAAUCAUAUUUAAUACUUUUGAAGAAAAUUAAAAUAAUGGCAGAUUUCGAUUUAGAUGAUCCUUUAGGAGAUCUACUUUCCGAUGGAAGUAAUGAUAGUUUUUUCGACCCCAAACCCAAGAAAUCUUCGAAUCCGCCACCCGAAAAGAAAACGGUUAAAGAUUUAUUUAAUUUAGAUAAAAACGAACCAAAAAAAUCAGAAUUAAAGAAAUCGGAUGAUUGGCUUGGAUUAAGCGAACCAAAAAAACCUUUGGAACGAGUUCAAAAUUCACCAACGCGAUUAAAACAAACCAAAAAAAUAAGCUUUGAAGAUGACAAUGAUGAUGUAUUAAGCAGUUUAGGGUUGGAAAAGAAGAAGGAAGAGAAACAAAUAAAUUUAAUGGAAAGUAUUUUGGGGAAAAAAGAAGAAAAGUCGACAUUAAAAGGAGAUAGUUUCGGGUUUUCUUCAUUGGAUGCACCAAGAAGAUCACGCCAACAACAACCAUCGCGAAAUUUGGACCCUUUAGGGUUAUUAUCAAUUGAAAAUAAAUUAGAAAGUGCCAAAAAAAUAGAAAAACCAUCACCAAAACGCUCAUUAGGUUCAAUCGAAGGAACUAGUUCGACUGAAAUUUUAUUUCCAGUUCAGAAACAAAGAGAUUUAAAAACUAAAAGUGCUCCGAAUAUCAGCGAACUCCCAAACUGGUUGGAAAACAAAGAAAAAGAACCAAUAAAAAGCCAUAAAUCCGAUAGCGUAUUAAUUCAAAGUAAUAAUAAAGAAACAGAAAUAGAAGUGGAUAAGAAGCAUGAAGAAAUAAAAGAUUCAAAGCCAACAACACCCCUACAGAAAUCAAAUUUAGAUUUUAAUCAAGAAAAUAAUCCUUUUUAUCCUCAAUUUGAAUAUCAAACCGCAGCUAUUACAAUGAAACAACAAGAAUCACAAAUUUUAAUGGCCUUACAAAUAAAAAAAUAUGAUGAGAAUUUGGUUCAACUCCAACGGAAACAACAAGAAUUAUUAAAUAAACAAGAACAACAAUUUAAUGAUUUACUAGAAAAGCAAUAUAUUAAACAACAAAUUAUUGAAAAUAAUUUAAAAUUGCAACAAGAAAAAAUCAAUAAUCAUAUACAAACAAUGUUGUCACAACCAUUCAAGCAUGAUUUUCGGGGAGAAAAUGAAGUUGAUAAUACAAAAAAGAAUGAGGAAGAAACGAAAAACGAGCAAAUUAACGAAAUUGUGAAAUCAAUAAAAGAUAGGUCAAGAGAAGAAAUGUUUUUGUUGGAAGAAUCUUACAAAAAACAAAUUUCAACUUUAGAGCAAACGAUGGACUCAAUAGAAAAUCGUUUAAAAUCGGAAAUAACAAAUCUAAAUGAAGCUCACCAAAGGAAAUGUGAAGAGUUAAAUAAUGAACACGAAUCUGAAUUAAAACGCUAUAAAGGAAAACUCGAGGAAAUUGUUCAGAUUCAUAAUGAAGAAAUUAAAAAUUUAAGAGACAAUCAUAACAGAAUUAUCGAAGAAAUUAAAUAUGAAUAUCAAACAAUGAUCGAUAAUAUUAAGCAAAACAAACAAACGGAACAGAUCUUAUUCCAAAACGCUUCCGAUUACUCCGAAAAAUUGAAUAAUAAUAUUAAGUUGUUAAAUAGUACUUCCACAGUUUUAUUCGAGGUUAAAAACAAAGUCGAUAACGAUUUUAAUGUGGUUAAUCAAGCGAAGGAGGAAACAUUAAAAGCUAAAGAAAAAGAAAUUGAACUGAUGAAGGAAGCUUUAGAAAAAUCACGUGAAUCAACUGAAUUGGAAAGAUCUCAGUUAUUAGCAUUAAUACGUAACUUAGAAAUAAAAAUAGCUGAACAAAGUCAAAAUGAACGUGAAGAACGUUGGGCUUUACAACAAGCCACAGCAAUUUUCACAGCAAGAUCAAAAGCUUUAGAUCGAGAAACUGAAUAUAAUCGAACUGCAUUAGAACGUGAACGUGAAGAAAUAAAAACAUUGAAAGACACCUUAUUGGGUGAACAAGAAAAAUUAAUUUUACAAUUAACGGAAGAACGUUUAGCUUUAGCAACGGAAAGAAAGCGAUUUGAAACUCAAUCGAAAUUAAGUCAAAAUUAUGAUUCGCAAAAAGGUAAAGCGGAGUUAGAGGCUGCUAUUCAAGUUGCGAAAGAAGCGGCUGAAAUGACUGAUAGGGAGCGAGAUGUUUUGUAUAAACAACAAGCUGAAUUGGAAAGUUUAAAACGGGUUGUGAUUGACCGCGAGAAAAAAGUUUCGUUUAAAGAAAAAGAUUUGGAAGGAAAAAUUAAGGAGACACUUCGAAAAUCAAUUGAAGGUGAAAAAGCGAUUGAGGAUGCCAAGACUUUGGAGAGAAACGUUAAUAAUCGCAUGAGAGAAAUUCAAAUGCAAUUGAACGCUUUAGCGGGGCGAGAAAAAAAAUUAGCCGAUGAAAAAAUCGCUAUGUCCAAGGAAAGGUUGAAGUUAAAUAAUGAAUUAUCAAGAGUGAAAAAGUGUAGUUUGUGUUCAGCUGGUGAACUUGGAGGGAGAUUUCAAGAAAAUGAUGAAAAUUCUGAGGUGGAACAAGAUUUUCCACAGUUUACCACAGCCAGUGAUCCUGAUUUAUUAAGAUUAAGAAUGAAAUAUACUGAUGGGGAGAAUUUUAAUAAAAAUUUAUUUCAAGAUUUUAAUUCAACAUAAAAAAUUCUUUAAUUUUAAUCUAAGAAUUUCAUGUAACUCGGUUUCACAAAUUAUAUUGACAUGUUGCAUUUAAGUGGAACAAAGGAAGUAGGUACGCCCCAGUUUCUAUGGAAAUAUAUUUUUGUAUAUUACUGUAUUGAAAGUGAAAUUCACUGUAUUAAUCAUAAAUACUUCUAAUUUGAUUUGACGCCAAAAUUAAGACGUCAUUUUGACAUUAAAAUGUCAAAAAAUAUUUAAGGUUAUUAUUUGUAAAUUAAAAUUU
Messenger RNA from Onthophagus taurus, 3000 nucleotides. The record is from RefSeq and is a predicted model, not a curated record. NCBI's taxonomy places the organism in Eukaryota, Metazoa, Arthropoda, Insecta, Coleoptera, Scarabaeidae.